This is a messenger RNA of Amyelois transitella, 2190 nucleotides long. RefSeq names its product juvenile hormone esterase-like. Bases 20 to 1693 code for a protein of 557 amino acids. The transcript has 4 exons. NCBI's taxonomy places the organism in Eukaryota, Metazoa, Arthropoda, Insecta, Lepidoptera, Pyralidae. The record is from RefSeq and is a predicted model, not a curated record.
UAUUAGACUAGACUUAAAAAUGUUAAAGUUUCUUUUUGUUUUGUUAGUGUCAGUAAUGGCGUUAACCUAUUGCUCAUCAACAGUUAUUGAUGAGACCAAUCCUAUAGUGACGGUAAAAGAUGGAGCUCUGAAAGGGUCUACAAAUAACUUGCUCGAUGGUGGAAAAUAUUUCAGUUUUAAAGGAAUACCUUAUGCAGAGCCACCAAUAGGAGACUUAAGAUUUCGGGAUCCCCGUCCUGCUAAACCAUGGAAUGGUGUACACGAUGCAACGAAACAUGGCUCAGUUUGCACUCAGUUAGAUAUAGAAACAGAUAAACUUAUACCCGGCAGUGAGGACUGCUUGUUUUUAAAUGUCUACACCAAAUCUCUGAAAUCUAGCUCUAAGUUACCAGUAAUGGUAUUUGUCCAUGGAGGGGCUUUUAUCUCUGGUAGUGGAGAUUCAGAUUUUUAUGGUCCAGAAUUUUUAUUGCAACAUGAUGUUGUAGUAGUAACUAUCAAUUACAGACUUGAAGUUCUUGGUUUCUUAAAUCUAGAUACCCCUGAGGUACCUGGUAAUGCAGGUAUGAAAGAUCAAGUAGCUGCUCUAAAGUGGAUCAAAAAUAAUAUUGCUAAUUUUGGAGGUGAUCCAGACAAUGUUACAAUAUUCGGAGAGAGUGCCGGUGCUGCUGCUGUGACGUAUCAUUUAGUUUCACCUAUGUCAAAAGGAUUAUUUCACAAAGUAAUAGCGCAAAGUGGAACCUGCAUAGAUGAUUGGGCAAUUGAAAGAUAUUCUGUAGAAAGAGCAUUUAGGGCUGGUAAAGUAUUAGGACAAGAUUGUAAAUCUAAAGUCGAACUUCUUAAGUUACUCCGAAGUGUUCCUGCUAUAGAUCUUGCAGGGAUGACAUUCAAAACAAGAACAGCUGAUGAAGAACGUGCAGACUUUGCUAUGUUUUUCAACCCAGUAGUUGAGAAACGAUUCAAAGGUGUAGAGUCAUUCUUAAAUGAAGAAGGUCUUGAUAUUUUAUUAAAAGGGAAGUCAAAUGAAGUUCCUCUAAUGAUUGGUUAUAACUCCGUGGAGGGCCUUAUGUUGGUUUUGGGCGAUAGAAUAGCUGACAAAAAUAAUGAUACAAAAUUUUUGGUGCCUAGAGAAAUAAGAAGAAAAAUAUCUGAGACAAAAUCCAAAGACAUGGGUCAACGUAUUAAGAAAUUUUAUGUCGGAAAAGAAGAUUUUUCAAACGAUACAAUUAUGCCAUUUGUCAAUAUGGCGACAGACACAAAUUUUAUUUAUAAUACAAAUAGAUUAUCUGCUUUUCAUGCAGCUUCAAAAAAAUCUGUUUUUACAUAUAGAUUCAGCUACGACACUGAUCUAAAUAUUGCGAAGAUUUUCUCCAGUGUGCCGAGUAUGAAGGGUGCAACUCAUGCUGAUGACUUGUUUUAUUUCUUCUACAAUUCAGAAAAUGACGGCAUUUAUAAAAAUCAAAAGAAGAUAAAGGAGAUCAUUCAUAACUUGACGAAAAUGUGGACGAACUUCGCCAAGACAGGAAAUCCUACGCCAGACAAGAGUCUCGGAGUGACUUGGCAGUCAUACAACGCCGCGAAGCAAUAUAUGAUGCUUGAAGAACCUCCAACCAUGCGAGCCAACCCUGAUAACGAUAGACUGGAAUUUUGGAAUAAUUUGUACUGUGAAGCUAAAGUGCCAUGCAUUCAUUUGUAGUUCCUCAUUUAAGUACAUUCUUUUAAUUAAAAAAAUCCAUUAAAAUAUGACUGAUGAAUAUUUUUACUGAUCGAGCGAGUAAAGCAAGUGAGGUCCACUUAUUCGGGACGAAAAUGCUUGAAAAGCGAUAACAUUCGAAAGUUUGGUCUCAUUUUAAAUGUGUAAAAGAUCAAUAGAGUUUUUUAUAAUUCACAAUUCUGUAAAAAUUUAAAGUGUUCGCGGAGUCUAAAUUCGCGGGUGUUCCCCGCAAGUUUAAAUAAGUUUAAUAAAAAAUAACUUUAUACAUUUUCUUUUUUUUAUAGCAUCAUGUAAGAUCUAACUGUCAAGAAAUUACUGAAUAAUUAAUAAGAUGUUGCCAUGUUCUAUCUUAUGACUUUCUGUUUUGACUAGGGCUCACACAAUUAUCUAUCUUGUAUUUUUAUUAUUCAGAUACAAAAAUGUUUAAUGUGUCACACACAAACAUAAAAAAAUUAAGUGUAUAAAAUAAUAAAAUAGCA